This is a messenger RNA of Brassica napus (rape), 2947 nucleotides long. RefSeq lists its product as uncharacterized. The coding region runs from base 2110 to 2637 and encodes 175 amino acids. Gene Ontology annotation, molecular function: zinc ion binding. NCBI's taxonomy places the organism in Eukaryota, Viridiplantae, Streptophyta, Magnoliopsida, Brassicales, Brassicaceae. The transcript has a single exon. The record is from RefSeq and is a predicted model, not a curated record.
UAUAUCACAUGCACCAUUACUUGGAACUGGAACAGUAAGGAUUCGGUCAAAGAUCCUUGACAUGUCUCAAUGCGCCAAAAACAGUAAUGCGCCAAGAAGUUCAAGAUGGUGCAACUGAAACCAUAUCUGAACAUUUAACACCCAAUGAUCUCGUACCAGAUUCUUCUGUGAUGUCUGUUAACCUUUCUAACUGUAGCCAACCAUCAAGCAAAAAGAUCAGCUCUCCAUCAUAUGACCAAACCUGAGAAAACCGACAGUUUUGUCCUUGGGCCUUAUAAAGCUUUUAUCAAAUCCAAUAACCCAUCCAUCCCUCUUUGACCCCAAAAGAGUUAUAGCGCAACAGGUAAUGGCAAGUCCAUGCUAUCCAAGCCAAAUAUAUUUAUUACUUCUUCUCUCCAGAGCAAAACGCAUUGGUAAGUGUUCUUCAAUUUACACUUUUGAGAUAAAUCAGUCGCAACUUCGUAAUAUGGGAAACUCAAAGUAGCAUAAUUUUCCCAAUCAAGCAAAUGCAGAGACGGGUUCAAAAUGAACUGUAGAGACCAUAAAGCUUCCAAAAAAUAUAAAUGCAGAUAGCCCGGUACAUUCAAGUAGAGACCGUAUGGUAAUUUGUCCUAACUCAUGAUUAACAGCUUCAUAAAAACCAUACGAAGAUAGACUAAUAAAGGAGAAACAAAGUAUAUUCAGAAGAUCUAGAGAACGGCCCUAGAGAACCAUAGGUUCAAUCAUUCGGGUUGUUUUUCACCUUUCAUGUACCUUAGACCAUCAUUGACCAUAGGUUCAAUCACCUUUUAACUGGGUUCUUAGCUUUUUUUUAGUUUUUAAUUAUGAAAAACUAAGAAACGUCUUUUAAAUAAGAGAUAUAAGAGCAUCAGUAUAGGGCGUCCUUAUGGACGUCCUUAUUAAUUUAGGCCCAAAAAGAAAAUGAAAAAAGGAGUUAAUUGUUAAGGAUUGUGUCUGAAAGUCCCAUAAUAAGAAGUUUGUGGGCUCGUCCUGGGCUCGUCCUUCGUCAUACGUGGCGAAAAAGGAUUGGAGAAGUGCGGUGUAGGGCAACACACGGUUUCGUCUCAUCACAACUCUCUCUCUUUCUCUCCUUCUCUCACGAAACUCUCUCGACGGCGAUAGAGGUAGACGGCGAUCCUCCCCUGAUUUAAAGAGCCGAUCGAUUAUUUCGCGAUCUCGAGACCGAUCUAUUGUCCGACCGAAAGCUUCUCCGCCGAUUAGAAUCAGAAAGGUAUGUCUUUCUCUACCCUAAACAAGAAUGCGUUAGAGGUUUAUGUCGUUGUCUGGUUGUUGUUGUUGUUUGUUGUUAUUGCAUGAUUGAAGGAGAUUAUAGCCAUUUUUAGUUGUGCUUUCUUAGAUUGGCCGAUGAAUUUUGAUGAAUCAUUAUAAAAUUGUUGAUGAAAGAGUAGUUCUUAUUGUAAUAUGGCCGACGAACCUCUGUAGAUUCAUUUCCAAUUAGAGUAGUUGUUAUUGUCUUAGCAAAUACUCUUUUGCAUUGACAAUUGUAGGUUAUGGUUACUUGUCAUGUCAGGGAACUGUAAGUAUUAAUGGUAAAAUGAAGGAAACCAAAUACUCUUUUGCAUUGCCAUGAUUGAUUGUGAAUAGUUGUUACUUAAAUGCCUAGUUACAACGAUGUGUUCGUAGUUAUAUUGAUUUGUAACUAAACUGCAUUGCCAUCUCUGAUUGUGUAACGAAAUCUCUUAAUAAUUUAAUGAAAAUGUAAUAGUGGUAAAGGGAAGGCUUAUGGAGAUUAUAAGAGCAUGUGGGAUCUGAAGAUGGAAGAUUUGGCACAGAAGGAGAAGCUAUCCAAGCUCGCGAUUCUUGAUACUCUCCUAGCUAAGAAGGAACCACCUAGUGAGAGUGAAGAAGUCGUGAAGAAUAAACUCCUUGCCUUGUAUUUUUAAACUAAGCAUUUGAUGUUUUAAAUUUGAUGUUUGAACUUGUUUUUUUUUUAAUUUGCUGUUUCAGCAACUUGCUUCUGUGGUUUAUGAAAUAAUAUUCCUUGUUUUAAAUCAUGGGAGUCUAUUUACUUUGUUCACUGUCAUAAUGUAUGCUUGAUGUUAUGUGGCAUACAAAACUUACGUGUGCCGUUUUUAUUAUUGACAGGUUAUGGGUUUGGAUUAUAGCUACACGCAGCCGUCUGAUUCGGAGGAUUAUGGUUUACGGAACUCAGCAGACAGUGGAAACAGCUCGACAGAAAUGAAUAUCAUGCUAGACCAAGCAGAGAUCGAAGCCGCGCAGAAUCAGUACCCUCUGCAGCCUGAAGUGGAGUUUGGCUUCCCCAAGGAAUGCUACUGUGGCCGCGAGCCGCUUUUAGCUACUUCUUACACAAGAAAUGACCCGGGGAGAAGGUUAUACACCUGUGACAACAUCGACGACGGAGACUGCCAUGUAUACAAGUGGUGGGAUGCCGCGGUUACAGAGGAGAUCAAAGCCUUAGGUACACAGUAUGCUCAGCUUUCUGAUAAGGUAAAUUACCUUUCGUUUCUAAGUGACGACGACACCCAUAUGCGCGAGUUUAAGGAUCUGCAGUUUGAUUUAGAGCAGAAGUUGUUAAGGGUUGAGAGAAUUGGUUGUGACUUAGCGAUAAAUACAUCUAGGUUAUUCAGAAUUGCUUGUGUUUGGUUGUUGUCUUAGUGCUAAUAGGCAUUGGACUAGCUGCUCGUAUGUAGGUUUUAUGGUUCUUGUUGUAGGUGUUACUCAUGUGUUUUUUAAGUGGAACUGAGCAAGGAUUUACUCAUGUGUUUUGUAAUAUGCACUUCUGAAUUCGUAUUUUAAUAUGAACUCUUGUAGUUCUACCUGCUCGUUUUGUAAUUUUAAUGUGAUAUCGUAUUCUAUUAUCAACCAAACAAGAAAGUAUAAUUGUUUCUUUCAUCACCAACCAAUCACUACAAGAAAACAGCGAUAUUCUGACGGACAUUCCGACGGAAAAUGAAAUCCUCGGAAU